Quercus lobata is the source of this 1357-nucleotide messenger RNA. RefSeq names its product syntaxin-112-like. Gene Ontology annotation, cellular component: endomembrane system; plasma membrane; SNARE complex. The transcript has 2 exons. Gene Ontology annotation, molecular function: SNAP receptor activity; SNARE binding. NCBI's taxonomy places the organism in Eukaryota, Viridiplantae, Streptophyta, Magnoliopsida, Fagales, Fagaceae. Gene Ontology annotation, biological process: vesicle fusion; exocytosis; intracellular protein transport. The record is from RefSeq and is a predicted model, not a curated record. The coding region runs from base 176 to 1072 and encodes 298 amino acids.
GUAUAUAUAGAUUUAUAAGCUGCAAAACCCUUCAAAUAUUUCCAUUUUCAAACUCAGAGCAAUUCCCCAUAAGAAAAAAAAAAAAUCAUCAACAAUCAAGCAGUUGAGCCUCUCUUUUCCUUUCUUAUCAUCCACUUCACUUCUUCAAGGUUGGUCUUUUGAGUUCGUCGCAAAAAUGAAUGACCUUAUGACAAAAUCGUUUCUUAGUUACGUGGAGCUUAAGAAACAGGCCAUGAAAGACCUAGAAGCCGAUCAGGAUAUCGAGAUGGGAAAAAUUGACCCCGCUGAUGAACAGAACCUCUCACAAUUUUUCGAAGAAGUGGCUGCAAUCAAAGCUGACAUGGAAGAGAUCACCAAUCUUCUUCUUAACCUUCAAGACCUAAAUGAAGAGACUAAGUCUAGUCACAGUGCUAAAGUUCUUAGAGGGAUAAGAGAUAGGAUUAACUCAGACAUGGUCAUGGUUCUUCGGAAAGCAAAAGCUAUAAAAGCAAGAUUGGAGUCACUUGAUCGGUCUAAUCAAGCUAAUCGUAAUGUUUCGGUGGAAUACAAAGAAGGAAGUCCAGUUGAUCGAACAAGGAUUUUGGUGACUAAUGGUUUGAGAGUCAAAUUGAAGGAUAUGAUGAAUGACUUUCAAUCUUUGAGAGAAAAGAUUGUUAAAGAGCACAAAGAAGGACUAAAGAGGAGGUAUUAUGCUGCCACCGGAGAGGAACCAAGUGAGGAAGAUGUUGAUAAGAUGAUUUUGGAAGGUGGGCAGGUCAAUGUUUUUGAAGGGAGGGCAGAUUUGAUAAUGGAGAAUAAGGAAAGGCAUGAGGCUUUGAAGGAGAUACAGAGGAGCUUGACAGAGCUUCAUCAAGUUUUUCUAGACAUGGCUGUGUUGGUGGAAACACAAGGGGAACAGAUUAAUGAUAUUGAAGAGAAUGUGGCUCGCACAGCGGCUUACAUUGAUGGUGGAACCAAUAAACUCUUCGACGCUAAUCAGAUGAAGAAGAAAAGAAGAAAAUGGGCUUAUUGGAUAGGUGCUUUGGUGCUGGUUUUGUUGCUGAUAUGCUUUAUUUCCAUCGUAGCUUCUUGAAGUUUCUCAUGAAUUCAUAGGUUGGCUAGAAUGUGGUUUUGGUAGCUGGGGAGGUUUGGUUUGUGAAUAUACUGGAGCUUUUCUUGUGAAGGAGUUCUAUACUGAAUGCCGUGUUUUGAUUUCCACUUUGGUUAUACUUGUCAUUUGGAGGGCAAUUUGUGAUGAUAUCUCUUCAUCUUUUAUUGUUGGUUUCUUUGCAAUUUGAAUUUUGUGAACAAAGUUUUUCUGUUGAGCUUUGUAAAAUUGUUAAUGAGAGUUUCUUUCACUAUGCUUCUCCUCUUGUUA